AGCUACGCGAAGAGACUGGUCAACGCCGACCGCGCCGCUCUCUUCCUAGUCGACCGCCUCACUCACCAGCUCUACUCGUCGAUUUUUGAUAACGGUGGCGCCACUUCCGCCGGCGCCGAGUCGACGCCCCAGAUCAGGUAUCUGUUCGAUGCGCUGUACGACAAGAUCCGUCGGUCGGAGCAGAAAUACAAGGUGGCGCUGGAGGUGCUGACCUAUCACAAUCAGUGCACCGAGGCCGAGUUCGAGGAUCUAAAGGAAGAACCAAUACCUGAUAUGAUCGAAAGUAUUCCCAGAUUCGAAUUUACGGACUACCUGGAAAACGAUAAUGACAAGAAACCAAUGAUGUCUCUCUACAUGUUUAAAGACCUAUUCGGAUUAUCGAGGUAAGAAGU
Priapulus caudatus is the source of this 392-nucleotide messenger RNA. Its product is annotated as probable 3',5'-cyclic phosphodiesterase pde-5. NCBI's taxonomy places the organism in Eukaryota, Metazoa, Priapulida, Priapulimorpha, Priapulimorphida, Priapulidae. The record is from RefSeq and is a predicted model, not a curated record. The annotation marks the transcript as partial. The transcript has 3 exons.